Messenger RNA from Dryobates pubescens (Downy woodpecker), 2572 nucleotides. RefSeq names its product cyclic nucleotide gated channel subunit beta 3 (gene CNGB3). Gene Ontology annotation, cellular component: intracellular cyclic nucleotide activated cation channel complex; plasma membrane; photoreceptor outer segment. Gene Ontology annotation, molecular function: intracellularly cAMP-activated cation channel activity; intracellularly cGMP-activated cation channel activity; cGMP binding. Gene Ontology annotation, biological process: monoatomic cation transmembrane transport. The transcript has 18 exons. The coding region runs from base 27 to 2372 and encodes 781 amino acids. NCBI's taxonomy places the organism in Eukaryota, Metazoa, Chordata, Aves, Piciformes, Picidae. The record is from RefSeq and is a predicted model, not a curated record.
ACUACAGGAAGAGCUGAACGAGUACAAUGUUUAAAAAAAUAAAGGUACUGUUUUCUAGGGCAAAAUUAGCCCCUGAACAAGUGGACUGCAAGAAUCAAGAUGAUCCUCCACCAUCCAAGGCAUCUACAGGACAGGGUGAAAAUAAAAACACAGAUGAACCACAGAAGGCAGAUGCCAAUAAUAAAGCAGAACCGGCACCAAAGCAGCAAGAUACAGUACCGGCAAAAGCACCUGAGCCUUCAAACACUGAAAAAUCAACUGAACCAGCUAAGACAAAUCAAGAGGAGCAGUGUCAGCUCAGUGGUGGGAAACAAAAUGCUGGCACACAGAAUCCAGCACCUGCAGAUUUACAAAUCAAUGAGCAUGCUGAAGCUUGUCUCAAAGAGGUUGCUAAAAAACUGCGGGAAAGGUCAACAGCCUUUAAGGAAAAGCUGAAGGACCCAGUGCUGUCCUCCCCCGAAGGCAGUCCCACAUCUACACCUAAAAAGAAGCCUCCACCCCCACCAAAAGAAGAAAAAAAAGAAGAAAAGAAAGAAGAAAAGAAAGAAGAAGCAGAAGCAAAGCCAGAGGAGGAUCACUACUGUGAUAUGCUGUGCUGUAAAUUCAAAAAACCUCCGCUGAAAAAAUACAAGGAGUAUCUGCAGCUACCAGAAAGCAUAGACUCAUACACAGAUCGCCGUUACGUAGCGUGGCUCAUGCUCGUGACAAUCGCCUAUAACUGGAAUUGCUGGUUUAUUCCUCUACGCUUCGUGUUCCCAUACCAAACCCCCAGUAACACAAUCUAUUGGGUUACCAUAGAUAUAAUUUGUGAUAUCUGCUACCUGUGUGACUUGCUGGUUUUCCAGCCCCGAGUGCAAUUUUUAAGAGGUGGAGAUAUCAUAUCAGACAAAGUGGAAAUGAAGAAAUUCUACUACAGCUCUCUGAAGUUUCGGCUUGAUGUGGCAUCAGUAUUGCCGUUUGAUGUUCUAUACUUCUUCUUUGGAUUUAACCCAGCAUUUAGAGCAAACAGGAUGCUAAAGCAUAACACAUUCUUUGAGUUUAAUGAUCGUUUGGAAGCUAUUCUGGACAAAGCAUACAUCUACAGGGUCAUUCGAACAACGGGAUACUUGCUGUUUAUCUUGCACAUUAAUGCAUGCCUGUAUUACUGGGCUUCAGACUAUGAAGGACUUGGCAGCACCAGAUGGGUGUAUGAUGGCGAAGGGAACAUGUAUCUGAGGUGUUACUAUUGGGCUGUUCGUACUUUAAUCACCAUCGGUGGCCUUCCAGAACCACAAACUCUGUUUGAGAUAGUUUUUCAACUGCUGAACUUUUUCUUGGGUGUCUUUGUCUUCUCCAGCUUGAUUGGUCAGAUGAGAGAUGUAAUUGGAGCAGCUACAGCAGGACAGAACUACUACCGCUCCUGUAUGGACAACACUGUCUCCUAUAUGAACACCUAUUCUAUUCCAAAACUGGUCCAAAAUCGUGUUCGAACCUGGUACGAGUACACAUGGGACUCUCAGGGAAUGCUGGAUGAAUCAGAACUACUGGAGCAGAUGCCACUCAAAAUGCAAUUAGCCAUUGCAAUUGAUGUGAACUUUGCCAUCGUCAAUAAAGUUGACUUAUUCAAAGGCUGUGAUACCCAGAUGAUCUAUGACAUGCUGCUAAGGUUGAAAUCCAUUGUGUAUUUACCUGGGGACUUUGUAUGCAAAAAGGGAGAGAUUGGCAGAGAGAUGUACAUCAUCAAACAGGGUGAAGUUCAAGUCCUCGGAGGCCCUGAUGGUACAAAAGUCCUGGUGACACUAAGAGCUGGAGCUGUAUUUGGGGAGAUCAGCCUGUUAGCUGCAGGUGGAGGAAAUCGCAGGACUGCCAACGUGGUGGCUCAUGGUUUUGCCAACCUUUUCAUUCUGGACAAGAAAACACUCAAUGAAAUCUUGGUGCACUAUCCUGACUCAGAAAAACUUCUCAUGAAGAAAGCAAAGGUGCUACUGAAGGAGAAGGGGAAACCUCAGGCAGGACCACCAGCACCACAACCACGGGGCUUGGCCAGUCUCUUUGGGACAAAGCCAGAAACUCCAAAAUUGUUUAAAGCAAUGCUUGGAGGAAAAGGAAAAGAAGGUCUUGCUAGACUGCUGCAGCUGAAGAAAGAACAAGACACUCAGAAACCUCCAGCUGACACACAGAACGAGCCUCCACAAGAGAAGAAACCUUCGCAACCAGCAGCCUCACCUGCACCCCCUGCACAAAACAAAGAACCAGAUGCAGAUAAGCCUAAACCUGCAGAUACACAGAGAAGAAGCUCUAAGGAGUCUCUGAUCAUUAGUAUGGCCCCAUCCCCCAGAGCAGGAGAAGGAGAGAUCCUUACAGUUGAAGUUAAAGAGAAAAAACCCAAGUAGAUGGUGCUUUGGGCUGCAGUCCCAUCUACUGUCCUGCUUAAUUCAGAGGGCUUGGGUGGCUUCAUUUUUGGGUACAGAGAAUAAAAGUAGAGGCAACUCAAGAGAAAAAUCUACCCCAAUUCCUCUUCCUCUCUCCCUCCUCCUCUGACACAAUUGGACAAAUUAUUUAUGUGCUUACCUCUUAAGUCUUGAGGCUGAAA